Messenger RNA from Canis lupus familiaris (dog), 1256 nucleotides. RefSeq names its product spermatogenesis and centriole associated 1 like (gene SPATC1L). NCBI's taxonomy places the organism in Eukaryota, Metazoa, Chordata, Mammalia, Carnivora, Canidae. The transcript is spliced from 4 exons. The record is from RefSeq and is a predicted model, not a curated record. The coding region runs from base 125 to 1225 and encodes 366 amino acids.
AAGGCUGCGGAAGGCCGGGCGGCUGUGGGGCUCCGGGGCCUGGGCUGUGCCCGAGCGUCUGCGGGCUCUGGGCUGCCACCUCCAUGGGGCCGCAGGCCCGCCCGUGAGCCCCCGCGCCACGGCCAUGGCCGAGGGGAGCGAGCUGAUGAGCAGGCUCAUGAGCGAGAACGCGGAGCUCAAGAAGCAGGUGCGCCUCAUGAAGGAGAACCAGAUGCUGAAGCGUCUGCUCAGCGAGAGCUGCCAGGAGCGCGGUGGCCUCGGGAGCCGGGACCUGCUGUUCCCCCGGGCGCCCACGUACCCCGAGGACUGCUCCCCCGGGAGCGCAGUUGCAGACUUCGGAAGGUUCGCCGGUGCCCCGGAAGCGCCCUGCCAGCUGCCAACGUCCUCCCUGGAGGAGCUGCUGUGCUCGCACGCCCCCAUGUCCCGCGAGGACGACGCGUCCCCCGGCUGCGCGGCGCCCGCCCCGGUGCCCUUCAAGGCUUUCCUCGGCGCCCCCGAGCUGCACGCGCCCCGGGGCACCGACCUCAAGCUGUCUCCGCUCCUGAGCCCCCUGCAGGACCCGCUGGCGGACAAGACCCUGCUGGAGCCCAGGGAGAUGGUCCGACCCAAGAAGGUGUGCUUCUCGGAGAGCAGCCUGCCGUCGGGGGACAGGACCAGGAGGAGCUACUACCUCAACGGGGUGCGGCAGGAGGAGGCUUGGCCCCUGACUGUCCUUGUCCUGCGCCGGCCUGCCCCGCCGCUCCUCACAGAGAUCCAGGGCUGCUGCGGCGCCCAGAAGGACGGGCGCAUCGUCGGGGAGAUCGCCUUCCAGCUGGACCGGCGCAUCCUGGCCUACGUGUUCCCGGGGCUGACCCGCCUGUACGGCUUCACCGUGUCCAACAUCCCCGAGAAGAUCAAGCAGACGUGCACCAAGUCCCUGGACGGGUCGGUGGACCAGACGCGGCUGCGGGAGCUGACCCAGCGCUACGCGGCGCUCACGGCGCGCCUGGAGAGGCUGGGCUACAACCGCGACGUGCACCCGGAGUUCAGCGAGUUCCUCAUCAACACCUACGGCAUCCUGCGGCAGCGGCCCGACCUGCGCGCCAGCCCCCCCCGCAGCCCGGCCGCGCUGCGCAAGCUGCUCAUCGACGUGCUGCCCCCCAAGUUCCUGGGCGACUCGCUGCUGCUGCUCAGCUGCCUGUGCGAGCUCGCCAAGGACGACCGCAAGCCGCUCUUCGCCUGGUGAGCCGCCCGCAGCGAGCCUCCCUGCGGGGCGG